Dibothriocephalus latus is the source of this 1134-nucleotide messenger RNA. The record is from the annotation of a GenBank genome assembly. NCBI's taxonomy places the organism in Eukaryota, Metazoa, Platyhelminthes, Cestoda, Diphyllobothriidea, Diphyllobothriidae.
AUGGCCUUUAACGAGGACGUCGGAGCUCUCGUGAUCGACAAUGGAUCCGGCAUGUGCAAGGCCGGAUUCGCCGGUGACGAUGCACCUCGCGCCGUCUUCCCAUCUAUCGUCGGUCGCCCAAGGCACCAGGGUGUCAUGGUUGGCAUGGGCCAGAAAGACAGCUACGUUGGUGAUGAAGCCCAGUCCAAGCGUGGUAUCCUCACCCUGAAGUACCCCAUCGAACACGGUAUCGUGACCAACUGGGACGACAUGGAGAAGAUCUGGCAUCAUACUUUCUACAACGAACUCCGUGUUGCCCCUGAGGAACACCCCGUACUCCUGACCGAGGCACCCCUCAACCCGAAGGCCAACCGUGAGAAGAUGACUCAAAUCGUUUUUGAGACCUUCAACUCUCCUGCCAUGUAUGUAGCUAUUCAGGCUGUGCUGUCGCUGUACGCAUCUGGUCGUACCACCGGUAUCGUGCUGGAUUCUGGCGAUGGUGUCACACACACUGUGCCCAUCUAUGAAGGUUACGCCCUGCCCCAUGCCAUUCUUCGACUGGAUAUGGCUGGUCGCGAUCUGACGGACUACCUGAUGAAAAUUCUGACUGAGCGUGGCUACAGUUUUACCACGACUGCCGAGCGUGAGAUCGUAAGAGAUAUCAAGGAGAAGCUGUGUUAUGUGGCGUUGGACUUCGAGCAGGAGAUGAGUAAUGCUGCGUCUAGCUCAGCUCUGGAGAAGACUUACGAGUUGCCUGACGGUCAGGUCAUUACCAUUGGCAACGAGCGUUUCCGCUGCCCGGAGGCUUUGUUCCAACCGAAUUUCCUUGGCCUGGAGUCUGUUGGUAUCCACGAGACCACCUACAACUCCAUCAUGAAGUGUGACUUGGAUAUCCGAAAGGAUCUCUACGCGAACACAGUCUUGUCUGGAGGUUCAACCAUGUACCCUGGCAUCGCUGACCGUAUGCAGAAGGAGAUAUCGGCAUUGGCUCCAAGCACAAUGAAGAUCAAGAUUGUGGCCCCACCGGAGAGGAAGUACUCCGUCUGGAUUGGUGGUUCCAUCCUGGCUUCCCUUUCAACUUUCCAACAGAUGUGGAUUUCCAAGCAGGAGUACGACGAGUCUGGGCCUGCCAUCGUUCACCGAAAGUGCUUCUAA